AUGAGCACCUCAACUACCCCAGCAGCACCAACAAGCCCAACAGAAGUGCAACCCCGCUUCUCCGCGCUCUUCACCGAGCUCGAGAACCGCUUCAAAACGACCAAGCUUGGCAGCGACAAGUGGUACAUCCUAGCCAUUUCUACCCUGGCCGCAAGCCCUGAUCCAGAGCGCGCAGACCAGCUGUACCUCCAUCUCACCCAGCAAGAGCAAUACACCACCUCUGCAGCCCGACAAGCCUUGAUCCGGCGACUGCGCGAGGCUCUCGUCAAAUGCGUACCAAUCGUUGGAGUAUGUAAGCCCAUCGAGGCAAUUCUUUCCAUUGCCGAGAUCGAGCGUGACGAAGAUAAGGAUUAUACCUUCACGCGUGAAGGCUGGCAAUGCGACCAGGCAAACCACGAGCGUGGCACAGGCUGGAUGCAGAAGCUGUAUGCGCGGAAUACGACCGGCACACUAGAUCUGUUCAGUGCUCAUCGGGACUUCUCUUGGCUGUCGAAAGAGAUUACGUACGGGCUGUUUUUGUCGGAUCGGAUAAUUCUUGACGAUAUGGAUACGCAGCUGGUUGUUCUUCCGGGUAUCAUGAGUCAGAAUCUGCCCAAGGAGACGCAUUGGCAUAUUCGUGGGACUCGACGGAUUGGUGUGCCAAAGGAGGAGGUUGAGGUUAUUUGGGAUUGUGUGCAGCUUGUUGCACAGUUCUUUGAUGUCAAGCUUCAUAAGGUGCCCACUGUUGAUGCUGUUGAAUAUGAUGUUUAG
Molecule: messenger RNA, 750 nt
Organism: Penicillium nucicola
Lineage: Eukaryota; Fungi; Ascomycota; Eurotiomycetes; Eurotiales; Aspergillaceae
Exons: 1
Coding region: 1-750 (249 amino acids)
Source: RefSeq, a predicted model, not a curated record